Molecule: messenger RNA, 3605 nt
Organism: Lonchura striata (white-rumped munia)
Lineage: Eukaryota; Metazoa; Chordata; Aves; Passeriformes; Estrildidae
Product: scaffolding CK1 anchoring protein H
Biological process (GO): positive regulation of cell migration; protein localization to cytoskeleton; intermediate filament cytoskeleton organization
Cellular component (GO): keratin filament
Molecular function (GO): keratin filament binding; protein kinase binding
Source: RefSeq, a predicted model, not a curated record
CUCCCUCCCCUGAUGGCUCGUCGAUCCCAAAGCUCCUCACAGGGGGACAAUCCCCUGGACCCCAACUACCUUCCCCCCCACUACAAGGAGUACUACCGCCUGGCCCUGGAUGUGCUCACAGAGGAGGGCAAGGAGAGUUACCAGCGCUUCCUGGCCGAGGAGGCGGCCCCCGAUUUCCUCUGUGGCUCCGAGGUGGAUCACAUAAUCCAGAACCUCCAGAAGCCCCAAUAUGCCAACCAGGAGGGCAGCACGGACACAGCGGGGGACAAUGAUAUGGAUGGAUCCUCUGGGACUUACUGGCCCAUGAACUCAGAUCUGGCCGUUCCUGAGCUUGACCUGGGCUGGCCGAUGGUCUUUGGCUUCAGGGGAACAGAGGUGACGACACUGGUGCAGCCACCCCCACCAGACAACCCCAGCAUCAAGGAGGAGGCUCGCAGGAUGAUUCGAGCAGCUCAGCAGGUGGUGGCCAUCGUGAUGGAUGUUUUCACUGAUGUGGAUCUGCUGUUUGAGGUGCUGGAUGCUGCUUCUCGCCGCGUGCCUGUCUACAUCCUGCUGGAUGAAAUGAACUCCCAGCUCUUCCUCGACACAGCUGCCAAGUGCAGAGUCAACCUGAACUAUGUGGAGUUCCUGAGGGUGAGGACAGUGUCUGGCCCAACCUACUACUGCCGCACGGGGAUGUCCUUCAAGGGGCACCUGAAGGAGAAGUUCCUGCUGGUGGACUGCAUGGUGGUGCUGAGUGGCAACUACAGUUUCAUGUGGUCCUUUGAGAAGAUUCACAGGAGCAUUGCACACAUCUUCCAGGGUGAGCUGGUGGCCAGCUUUGAUGAAGAAUUCCGCAUUUUGUUUGCACAGUCGGAACCUCUCGUUCCUCCAGCCAACGUCUUGGCAAAGGCAGAGAACACGUUUGCCAUGGCUCCCUUUGGCAAUAACAUGCCUUUCUUCCCCAAAAAAGGCCCCCUGAUGUUCCAGAGGGAUGAGAGUCUCUUCCCCUCCUUCAUGGACAGGGUGGAUUCGGACAGGUACUUCCUGUCCAAUUUCCGGCGGGACGACAUGCUGCGACACACUGUGGAGGGGUCAGCCAUGCGGAUGUACAAAAAGGUGGAAAUGGAAAAUUCCCAGAUGGAUCCAGUCAGGGGCUUCCUCCGUUCCAAGCAGCUGGAGCUGGAUGCUUUUAAGAGACACAGUUUUGCAGAAGGAACGUUUGAAAAUUUUGCUUCUGCCAAGCAGUACACCCGGCAGAUGUUCAUGAACAACAUGGACGAGUUCAAAAUCCAAUCCAGUCAUUUCCAGAAGGACCAGUUCUACCAGUACCAGUUUGAACAUCCCCAUCUUCCUGGCAGACCUCAGGGAUUCUUUGAGAGAAUUCGAGGGGGGAGGCCGGGAUUCAAUGAACUGGAAGACUAUGGAGAGGGACCCCGAUACCCUGAACUGGAGUCCAGUUUCCCACAGGAGGGUUUCCCCCUACGGCUGGAUUAUGUGCCUUCAAAUUCUUCCAGGGAGGUGAGACACGGCUCUGACCAGCUGAACCCUGCGGGCAACAGCCCCAUGGGAAUGAUGUUACGGAGGCAGAACAUAGGACAGAAAUUCAUUUGCCAAACUUCUCCCACGCAGAAGCAGAGCCUGGAGCAGCGCCUAUUCCUACAGGACAAGGAUGAAGAGCAGGAUGACGACAAGAACAUGCAGGAAAACAGAACAGGGUUACGGAACUGGAGGAUUUCUUCAUACCUCAGCGCAUACCAGUCUGAACCAGAUGAAGGGCUCCCGAUGCCGAUGGAGUCCGAGGCAUAUAAUGAUGCUCUUGGGGAACCCCUCACAAAGCACCCCACUGACCUUGUCCCAGCCUUCAAACCCCCCACACCUUUCAGUAGCAAGCCACUGGGAAUUGACAGUGCCAAGGAAUCUGCAGAUCCUGACAGAGCAGGUGAAGAAACCUCAAUAAUGAAACCAGAUGCCUUCAGGUCCAGGAUAAAUCCCUUGAUCCAGAGGAGCUCCAGGCUCAGGUCCUCUCUGAUUUUCAGUGCUGCCAAAUUAGAUCAGCCCAACACCACAAUAGAAAAGGUGCAGAUGAUCCAAAAAGAGCAAAUGUCCAGUGAGUUAACAAAGGACAAUGAAACCAUCAAGACAGCUGCCUCCUCCAAAGUGGCUGAGCUGCUGGAGAAGUACAAAGCUGUAGGCAAGGACAUGGAACGGGGCACAGUCACCCACACCAAAGCUGUUUCGGGUUACCUACAGGAGGAAUCUCAGAAUACGGAGAAGAAAUGUACCAAAUCUGUGCAGUAUAAGAUCCUGGAGAGCAGGGUGCUGGACUCCAAAGACUCCUGCAGUACUUACAAAAUGCAUGGAGAGUUGGACAGAGCAUUUGGAAUGGCCUCAUCCACCCCCCAGCUUGGGGACACAUUGAGUAAAGAUCCCCUGGCACAUCUUGGCACCAAGGUGGACAAGCUGUCAUCCCGGUUUUACCCCAUCGAGAACAAACCUCAUAUUCCAGAGAAGGAGAGCCUGAUAUUUGUAGGAGACACUCAGAAAUUGGCUCUUCCAGAGAAGAAGGACAGAGUGACUUUCAGAGAAGACUCUCCAAAAUUAGUCAAUGCAGAAAUGAAGAAACCACAGAUGAGGACAAGUACUACAUCCUCAGUUCUAGAAAGCCUGUCUAGAAGUCCAGGGUCUGACAGCUCCCUCAACAAAUCUGAGGAAGACUGUUCAAAACAAGAGCAAAAUCCCAUGGAGUUUUUAAGAAAAGGGUCACUACGGCUGAAGCAGCUUUUGAACCCAAAAGGUGAAAAGAAAUUGGAGGAGGAACCUGCUUCUGAGAGUGGGAAAUGUGACAAGCAGGCAGUGGUGCUCAAACGAUCAUCCACAGGGGACUGCCAGGAAGCAAUGGAGGAAGAAAAACCCCACAAAUUCACAGCACCACUCCCCCCCAAGAGCAACCAGACAACGCAAGGGAGGUUCCCUUCCUCCACAGCCAACAUCCUGUACAGCAGCAACCUGCGUGAUGACACCAAGGUGAUCCUGGAGCAGAUCUCUGCCAACAGCCAGAAGAACAGAGCUGAGCUGGCCAAGCAGCUGCCAUCCACCAGCAACCCUGACCUCUCCAGGUCGACCACAAGCUUGGAAAGAAAAGGGGAAAAGGAGAAAAGCUGCAACAUACACAGGUCUGAGAGUUUUGGGAGCCAGAAACGGAACCUGCAGCGGCAGCCGUCAGAGGACAGAGACACCCUCCUGAAGAAGAUGGAGAACAUGCGGAAGGAGAAGCGAGUCUACAGCAGGUUUGAGGUGUUCUGCAAGAAGGACGAGCACACGAGUCCCAGUGAAGAGGAAUAUGACACAGAUGCCAAAGACAAGAAAAUGGGAAAAUUCAUGCCGAAAAUCCUGGGGACCUUCAAGACCAAAAAAUGAUCCUAGAAAUCCUAUUUAAUUCCAUUUAAUCACUGACUGUCAAAGGGAAACGAGGAAGAAACUUGUCUAUGAUGGCAAUGCUCUUCUUGAUUAGUGAGCAGAAAUGUAUCCAGCAUGAGCCUCCCACGGCAGUUUGCUCAAUAAAGUCAGGUGGUAUCAAACAACCUUAUCACAGUAUGUUACAAAUAAAACAAUUAAAAUGCCAA